AAAUAUUCUAGAAUAUUGGGUCGGACUUGUUUUGGUAGCCGAGAUGAAUUGUGGCCCAAAUCAAAUGAACGGCUAGAGACAAACCUAACUGACAAACAUUCGCUUCUUUCUUCCGCGACGGCGCUACUCCAUCUCCGGCGACGCAACCGUUCUCUCCGUCACCGAGCACACGGGCGCAACUCUCUCUGGUGAAUCAGUGGUUGGAAGAUGAAUUCGAAUCUGCCGCAAUCGAGUUCUAGCGAAGGAAGGGAAGAUGAUGAUUCUUCACUCUCUGAAUUCUUAGCUUCCUUGAUCGAUUAUACUCCCACUAUACCUGAUGAGUUGGUUGAGCAUUACUUGGCUAAGAGUGGCUUUCAAUGUCCUGAUGUUAGAUUGACUAGAUUAGUAGCCGUUGCCACUCAGAAGUUUGUUGCAGAAGUUGCAGGCGAUGCUCUCCAGCAUUGCAAAGCAAGGCAAGCACAAAUUCCAAAAGACAAAAGGGACAGGCAACAGAAGGAGAGACGCCUAGUUAUGACAAUGGAAGAUCUAUCGAAGGCACUACGUGAGUAUGGUGUGAAUAUAAGGCACCAAGAAUAUUUCGCCGACAGCCCUUCUACUGGAAUGGACCCUGCUACUCGAGAUGAAUGAGUACUUUCUUGAAGCUUUUAUGAACUAUUUCAUUGAUGCGCCAACUAUAGCAGCAUCUUCUCGAAGCUUCGUUAGUACUGCAAUUGUACACACUAAAACAAUGUACUUGUCUUUGUAAAAAAAGAUAGAAACGAUGCACUUGUCUAAUGUUUCUUAUUUCUUCUUAAUGUUAAUUGUAUCGUAUUUCCUUUUGGCUCUAA
Molecule: messenger RNA, 827 nt
Organism: Vicia villosa (hairy vetch)
Lineage: Eukaryota; Viridiplantae; Streptophyta; Magnoliopsida; Fabales; Fabaceae
Product: transcription initiation factor TFIID subunit 10
Exons: 7
Coding region: 208-627 (139 amino acids)
Biological process (GO): transcription initiation at RNA polymerase II promoter
Cellular component (GO): transcription factor TFIID complex; nucleus; SAGA complex
Molecular function (GO): RNA polymerase II general transcription initiation factor activity; promoter-specific chromatin binding
Source: RefSeq, a predicted model, not a curated record